Molecule: messenger RNA, 1374 nt
Organism: Adineta steineri
Lineage: Eukaryota; Metazoa; Rotifera; Eurotatoria; Adinetida; Adinetidae
Source: the annotation of a GenBank genome assembly
AUGUCCUCAGUCGAAUUGCUAGGAACAGGUCAAAAACGACAACGAAUAAUGAUUAUUACUGCCGAUGAAAGUGUGAUUGAUCAAAUUAAAAAAAGUAACAAUAUAUCAUUUCUCGACCAGAUUAUUCUUCCAUCUGAAAAUGACAAUAGUGAAAAAUCUGUUCAACAUAACAAGGUACAAUCAUCAAAUAAGAAGAAUAGACCCAAGGAUGUUUCUUUGGUUUGUGUCAUUUGUGGAUCAUCAGCACAUGGAUACAAUUUUGGUGCGAUCACAUGUGAAGGUUGUAAAGCCUUUUUUCGUCGUCAUGCUCGAAAAGCGCCAACUGCUUUCCAUUGUGAUGGUAAAGGUGAUUGCAGAAUAACAGUUGAAACACGUCGUUUUUGUUCAGCCUGUCGUUUAGCCAAAUGUUUUAAUAGUGGAAUGCAAUGUGAUCGACUAUUGACGGUCGAACAAAAAGCAGAAAAACGUCGUCAAAUAGAAGAAAAUAGAAAGUUAGCAUUGAGUUCAAAUUUGUUAACAAACGAAGAACUUCAGCUUUCAACACCUCCAUUGUUAAUCGAUUUAUUACCAUCGAUAGACACAGAUAUUCUUCUCACAGAUUUUACUGAUUUUCUAUCGCCUCAGUCACAACAGACAUUACUCAAUUCGAAUGAUUUGCAACGUAUAGAAGCUGUAUCAUGUUGUUAUCAAAAACGUAUCGAACUAGCAGCUCGCGAUGGUCUCCCAUGGGAUCCAUCAAUGUAUUCAAGAACUUUUAUAGACGUUCUCAAUAGUCACUCCGUGCCAGUGAUGCGACUUUUAUCAUUCUUCAAACAAAUACCGGAAUUUGAUCAACUAAAUAUUGAUGAUAAAGUUACUUUGAUUAAAUACAAUAUUCGAACAGUUCUUAGUGUAAAUCGUGCGCUGUCAUACAGCCCAGACACUCAUGAAUUCAUUGAAAGUAGUUCUGAUGUGCAAGAUAAUAUAGAAUUCUAUUCAGUACUUCAUGGUUAUAAUACAUUUAAACAAUCAAAAAAGGUCUUUCUUUCAUUUUUACAUCUUGUAAAAUAUGAUAGAAAAAUCAUCGAAUUAGCACUUAUUGUACUUAUGUUUACAAAAGGAAUUUCAACAACAAAUCCUCAAGAUGAAAAAAUACUUAAUGAUACAAUGUCUGUAUAUCGUGCACAUAAUUAUUACACAGAAUUAUUAUGGAAAUAUAUGGAAACAGUGUAUGGAUAUGAAAAAGCAAUUAGUUUAUUUAGUGAACUUAUUAAUGAUAUCAUCUCAUUGCAAACAGUUCAGGAAGAAAUACAAAAUAAUAUAUUACGAGUAUUAUCACCAGACAAUACAGAUGAAUUACUGCCAAUUAUCAAAUCAGUAUUAUGCAUUUCAUAA